Molecule: messenger RNA, 483 nt
Organism: Corticium candelabrum
Lineage: Eukaryota; Metazoa; Porifera; Homoscleromorpha; Homosclerophorida; Plakinidae
Exons: 5
Coding region: 163-483 (106 amino acids)
Source: RefSeq, a predicted model, not a curated record
UCUUGCACUUGCAGUUUACCGCUAUCCUCUGAUUGGUCAAUACCUCCUCGUAGUAAUCGACAUGCUAAUCAGUCCUUUCGGCUUAGGUGAGCGGUGAUCUCUGUCAUUCGCUCCACACGGCCACUUCUCAACUUGCGACUGCUGCAAGUCGUAGCUAGAGCCAUGGGUGGAAGCUACAGCAGACUUGGCUGUGUACGGUCACAUCAAGAUGACCACCAGCUCGACGGAUCAGACGAACGAGGUUUCGGUGUGACGUUGAUGAAUCCUGUCAAGUCUGUGGACUCGGCGUCGACGCACUCGUCGUCAUCACGUCAGUCUCGAGCGACUUAUGUCUAUGAAUCUGAUUGGAGUGAUGUUGUAGCCAUGAAGAGGAAAUGGGAAGAAGAUUAUGCAUUGACUGAAUUCAGUCCCAAGCUCUAUACAAGAUUGGGCUCAAAGUGGUUGCUACAGACUAUUGCUCUCGCAGUUUUUUCACUUUACUAA